Messenger RNA from Plutella xylostella (diamondback moth), 741 nucleotides. The record is from RefSeq and is a predicted model, not a curated record. Lineage: Eukaryota; Metazoa; Arthropoda; Insecta; Lepidoptera; Plutellidae.
AUGAAUGAUCUGAUAGGUGAGCUCAGCAGCACCAAAGUUGGAUGCUCAAUAGAUGGCGUUAUGAUCAAUAACAUAAGCUAUGCAGAUGACAUGGUGCUGCUGAGCCCAUCGAUCAACGGUCUCACGAGGCUUCUGGCAGUCUGCGAGUCGUAUGCGGAAACACACGGACUUAGGUACAAUACUAAAAAAAGUGAACUGUUAGUCUUUCAGGCUCCAAAUAUAAAAAAGAGACUGGUUCCUUCAGUCUACUUAGGAGGAGUAGAGUUAAACAGAAUCACCGAGUUCAAGUACCUGGGUCACGUGGUCACGGAAACGCUCGUAGACGACCUGGACAUGGAGCGGGAGCGCAGGGCGCUGGCGGUCAGGUGCAACAUGCUGGCUCGCCGGUUUGCACGCUGUACUCGACAAGUCAAGCUGACCUUGUUCCGAGCGUACUGUCAGUCCCUCUACACGUGCAGCCUGUGGGUCAACUACACGCGCCGGGCCUACAGCGCGCUGCGCGUCCAGUACAAUAACGCACUGAGGAUCGUGUUGGGGCUGCCGAGAUUCUGCUCCGCAUCAGGUAUGUUCGCUGAAGCCAGAGUGGAUGACUUCUUUGCCGUCAUGCGUAAGCGAGCAGCUUCCUUGCUAUCGCGUACGCGGAGCAGCUCGAAUGCUAUCCUCAGUGUGUUGGCGGAUAGGAUGGAUAGUCCAAUUGUGAGGCAUUGCGUAGGUGUACACAUUAACCGAAAUAAGAAAUGA